Ilex paraguariensis (yerba mate) is the source of this 774-nucleotide messenger RNA. NCBI's taxonomy places the organism in Eukaryota, Viridiplantae, Streptophyta, Magnoliopsida, Aquifoliales, Aquifoliaceae. The record is from the annotation of a GenBank genome assembly.
AUGAAGGUUUACACCUCACCUAUCAAUAGCUAUGACACUCAAUUUUUAGAGGGAGAUGUGAGUUUCAGAGUGUCCAAUCUGUCAGCCACGUUUGUCAACAAUCAAAUUACUAUCUUUGCUACUUUAGACCUCCCAGUAAACACCACCAAAAUACACCAUGUUUGGCAAGGCGGUCUCAUCUCAUCAGGCAAUGCUUUGGGAAUGCAUGGUCUCUCUGGACAACAUAUUCAAUCUAUGGCUACUUUAGACCUUUCUUCUGGAAUAUCAAUGCCAACAAAGUGGGGGAAAUCAAAAUCCAUAUUGCGCAAUGCUCAUGGAGCACUGAACGUAAUUAGCUGGGGUACAAUGAUGCCUAUUGGAUUUAUGCUAGCAAGGUACUUGAAGGUUUUUCGACCCUCGGAUCCUUUGUGGUUCUGCCUCCAUGUUUCGUGCCAGUGCUUGGCUUUCUCAAUCGGUGUGGUGGGAUGGGCAACUGGUCUUGCACUUCGUCUCAUGUCUUCUGGUGUCCAUCAUACCAACCAUAUGGCCAUUGGAACCACCAUCUUCUUUCUUGGGAUACUUCAGAUCUUGGCUUUGCUCCUCUCCUUGGGUAUUGCCAAUGUGUUCAUCGGAUUUAAGAUCUUGAAGCCUGGGAAGGGUUGGGAGAUUGCGUACUAUGUCAUCUUCGGGGCCUUGUUAUUCACUCUGGUUACUCUAGAAGUUAGCAAGAGGUACUUCGAGAACAAAUCUACCAACCGAAGAGAUGGUGUCAAAACGCAGCAAUGGAGGAAGUGA